CACUGCCCUUUUUACACUCUAGAUAUUACGUACGUACGUAGGGAACGCAUAAAAAAAGCCGAACGAACCGACCGCGCGUUCAAUCCAUUCAACAUUAUUUACUGGUCCUCGAUAAACCACUCAACGCAAUGAUUAAUUAAUUGUUGCCUUUAAACCAAAUGUAAUUAAUUUACUAUGAUCUCUGGAUGCAGUUUACUUCGUCAAGUUGUUUUAACUUAACGAGACAUGAUUCUGAUUAAAAUAUUCUGGAAUAUUUAGUGCGGCCAAUGGAAAUGUUGAAUGAAAAGUGCAACGGAAAAUAGUUUAAAGCAGUGCUCGCUUAACAUCUGGCCCUCAAAGGAUAUUUAUCUCGCUUGAAAUGGAUAUUUUCGGAAAAAACUUUUCGUAAAAACUCAAUAAAGUGACAUAUUUUUGUAGAAUUUAAAGUUAUUGUUGCACUAGUGUAAAAAACGUAAAAUUUAUAAUGUUUUCAUGAUGUGCUUGUUAUUGUGUGUACUAGCUGUUGCAAGAAAAUGCUCCACCAUUGUAUCGUGUUUGUUUACCCUGCGUGCAAUUCAGUUCAGUUUAGUAAAUAUUCCUGAAGAUCUCAUGCAAUAAAACGAAUCGUCGCCCAACGAAACCUACCGUACGCAUAUGAUCACACAUGAUUACCAAAAUUCACCAACGUCUGCGACAACAGCAAAGACAACAACGAAGCCAGGAAAUUCCAUAUCUACGACUGCUACCAACGCUACCACCAUUAAAGUGACAACGCAGUCAAAUAUGCCUGGCCCACCGGUGUGGUCGGGAAUUAUGACACUGAGCCGUGGCCCGUACAGCGAGCUCGAUAAAAUGAGCCUAUUUCAGGAUCUAAAGCUGAAACGAAGAAAAGUUGAUUCGAGAUGCAGUAGCGAUGGUGAAUCAGUAGCAGAUACAAGCACUUCAUCGCCCGAUUUAUUAGCACCAUUAUCACCAAAAAUGUGUGAUCAAUCAUCAACACUAGUUACAGCAGGUACAGGAAUGGCAACGGCAAGCACAGCAGUAUCAGCAACACAAAAUCAACAACAACUCCAUCAAUCGGAGCAACAUCAUUCAACACAAUUGUUAUCAACAACAUCAUCGAGUGGCUGUUCAGUAUCGGGCUCAACCGAAAUGACAGCACCUAUGACAGCUCCUACACCUCCAACGCCAAUAGCUACACCAACCCCGCCAAGUACAACAACGCCUACCCCCGUCCAGGGUAACGGUACACAUACCAGUUGUAAUGCGAGUAAUGGGGGUGGUAGUAGCAGGGCAUCACCUGAUUCAAUAGAGGAAAAGCCUUCGACAACAACGAAUGUUAUUCCAACGAAUGGAAUUCAUAGUAGCAACAGUAGCGCUAGCAGCGGUGGUGUUGGCUCAAAUCCAGGAGUGAUACGCUCAGUGAAAAGUGAACGAGUCUCUUCACCCCCACCAAAAAUGCCAUCAUACCAACAGCAGCAACAACAUCAGCAACAUCAACAGCAUCAGCAACAUCAACAACAUCAACAGCAUCAACAGCCUAAAACUCCAACACAAUCACAGCAACAUGUUACCGUUCUAGUGACACCAUCACGGAUAAAAACUGAACCACAACAUAGCAUGCUACAUCAACAGCAGCAACAACAACUCCACCAGCAGCAACAGUUUUAUCAGCAAAUUCAAUCACCUUUGUCGCGAAAGCAAAGUCCGCCCGUUUCAUUUGCCAAUUGUUCGAGCAGUAGUAGUAUAAGUCGUCAGUCAAGUGAUGGUGGUGGGGGGAAUUCACCAAUGAGUAUAUCAACGACAUCACCCAUUCAUCAACAAAUGCAAAUAUUGCAUGCUUCAUCGCAAUUGUUGUCGCGGUCCCAGAUGUCGCCUAAUUCACUGUCUCCGCCAUCUCGGCUGCAAAUUCCUGUGCAUUCAUCUCAACAACAAAAUCACCAACAACAUCAACAACAAAUUAGGAUUAAGAAAGAAGAUAACGGAAUGCCCGGCUCGCCAGUUAUGAUGGAUCGAUCUAUUGGCACUGCUAACUUCAUUGGGCUUCAUCAUCGCAUGCAUCCACAACAACAGCAGCAGCAGCAGCCCCAACCCAGUGGACAACAAAUGAAUAAUAGUGGAAACGUUGGUGUUCCGCAACAACUAAUCCAUCCAACUUUGCAAUUACGACAUCCCAAUCGGGAUGCCGCAAUUCUAUUUCGCGUAAAGAAUGAUCAACAAUUACCAAAUCUAAUGCAACCCAACCAGCGAAUGGUAUGGGUUCCAAAUACUCGCAUAAAUGGAGUUAAGCCUGAAGUAAUAGGUGGACCGUUGACUGGUUUACGCCCACCAGGUCCAGGCCAAUCACCGAGUCCUCAUCAUCCGCCCUCACAGCUAUCACCACAGGGGCCAUCUCAAACACCGCCACGGGGCACUCCAACUGUGAUAAUGGGUGAAAGCUGUGGUGUCCGAACGAUGGUUUGGGGCUACGAGCCUCCACCUCAAUCACUUCAACAAUCGCCGACUACACCCCCUUCCCAAACACCGGGUCCAUCACAGAACAGUGAGGAAGCAGCGCAGCUUCUUCUCAGUCUAGGGCAAUCACGGAUACAAGAAAAUAGGCCUAGACCUCAGCAGUUCCGAACCCCACAUGCAUUGAAUAUGGAACGACUGUGGGCAGGAGACUAUAGUCAGUUACCAGCAGGCCAACAACUGCAUGCUUUAAAUCUGAGCGCCCAACAGCAAUGGGCUGGACCUCAUUCACUAGGAGCUCGGGCACCUGAUUCGCAGAAUGAUCCAACCGUGGAUGAUGAUGAGCAACCUUUAGUUUGUAUGAUAUGUGAGGAUAAAGCGACUGGACUGCAUUAUGGGAUCAUAACGUGUGAAGGAUGUAAAGGUUUCUUCAAAAGAACUGUUCAAAAUCGACGAGUCUAUACAUGCGUGGCCGAUGGCACAUGCGAAAUAACCAAAGCCCAAAGGAAUCGAUGUCAGUAUUGUCGUUUUAAGAAAUGCAUUGAACAAGGAAUGGUGCUGCAAGCUGUACGUGAGGAUCGUAUGCCUGGAGGCCGUAACAGUGGUGCAGUUUACAACCUCUAUAAAGUGAAGUAUAAAAAGCACAAAAAGCAGAAGCAACUACAACAGCAGCAACAAUCACACGAUCAUCCUCAUCAAUCUUCACCCCAACAUCAUCUCCACCCCUCACCGCAUUCACAAUCGUCGCAACAAACAUCCUUAGGUGGAUCAAAGAUUGGCUCAUCCGCGACAACAACGACGAACAGCAAUAGCAAUUCGUCAUCUAUAGACGAUGUGAAACCAAUGUUCCUAAAUUCAACAAGUCAUCAAUCGAUUGCGAUAAAGCAAGAACAUGAUAACAUACAACUACCAUCGCAUUUAGUUAAUGGAACUAUUCUAAAGACUGCCCUCACGAAUCCAAGUGAGAUUGUUCAUCUCCGGCAUCGCCUCGAUAAUGCUGUGAGUUCGUCCAAAGAUCGUCAGAUCUCAUAUGACCACGCAUUGAACAUGAUACAAACCCUGAUCGACUGCGAUGCCAUGGAAGAUAUUGCAACACUGCCCCACUUUUCUGAAUUUCUCGAAGAUAAGUCUGAAAUCAGCGAAAAGCUUUGUAACAUUGGAGACUCAAUCGUACACAAAUUGGUCUCGUGGACAAAGAAACUGCCAUUCUAUUUAGAAAUUCCAGUGGAAAUUCACACGAAAUUACUGACUGAUAAAUGGCAUGAGCUUCUAAUCCUGACAACGGCCGCAUAUCAAGCGUUGCACGGGAAGAAAGGCUCAAGUCAACCCUCUACACCCACUCAAAUCACACCGAUUGCAAUACCAUUGCACAAGGACGAUCCUGAAUUCAUCCAGGAAGUCAAUACGCAUUUGAGUAUCCUGCAAACGUGCCUCACCACGCUAAUGGGUCAACCAAUUGCAAUGGACCAGCUGAAAUUGGAUGUUGGUCAUAUGGUUGAAAAAAUGACUCAAAUCACCAUUAUGUUUCGUAGGAUCAAACUGAAGAUGGAAGAGUAUGUUUGUUUGAAAGUGUACAUUUUACUCAAUAAAGGUAAAGAGGUUGAACUCGAGAGUAUCCAAGAGCGCUAUGUUCAGGUAUUACGGACAUUUCUACAGCAUUCUUCACCGCAUAAUCCUGGACGGUUGGCUGAGUUAUUAGCACAUAUUCCGGAGAUCCAAGCAGCUGCCAGUUUACUGCUUGAGAGUAAAAUGUUCUAUGUACCGUUUGUAUUGAAUUCGGCAAGUAUAAGGUAGCAAAUGUUGGAGCGAGGACUCCUCCCGCCAGAUGAGUCCCCACCACAGACUCCAAUACUGCCAUUAGCUACCCAAGAUACUUCUGCAACACAGCAACAGAAUGUCAUCAAAUCGCCGCUUUUAACAUCAUCAACAUCAUCGUCAACAUCAUCAUCAAUGCCGAUGUCGUGUGCAUCAUCGUCAACACUGUCCUUAUCGUCCACGACAUCGUCAACAAUAGUUUCAUCACUGCCAACGCAUUACAAGUCAAUUCUACACACUCAUCUUACAGCUAAACAAACGGCUACAACAACAUCAACAUCAAUCAAACUAUCGCCGUCCAUGGCACCAUCAAGCAGAGUGAAUUUAAUUGGAAAUCGUCAACGGCACGGUCAACAUUCAUCAUCGACAAUAACGAGGCAACCGCAACAACAUCAGCAACUCUCACUGCCACAAAAGCAGCAGCUGCUCCAAGAGCAUCAUCAGUUGAUGCAACAACAGCAACAGAAUCAACAGCGCAAGCAACAACACCUGUAUCAACAGGAACAGCAGCAGCAGCUGGUACCUCAAUUCGUUCUAUCCACAAGCAGUAGCUCUACGAGCAGUAGUAGUAAUAAUAAUGUUAGCUUAAGUAGUAACGCAAUUAGCUGUAACACUGAAAAUAAGAACAGCAGCACCAGCUCUAUUCGAAUGAGUCGAAGUAGUCCAACAAUAUCAAUUGCAACCCAAUCGACAGUUACCGCGACGGCUACAACACAAACUCAGACCGAUGAAUUGACCACCACGUCCACCACAAAUCCACUAGUGCAUCAUCAACUCCAUCAACAAAAUCAUCCGCAUCAUCAUCAAAAUCAUCAACAAGCUCAUCAUUCCCAUCAACAAAUUUACAAUCAUCGACAUCAUCAACAUCAAACUCAACUUAUACCCUUGAGUUCUGCUACAACCACCACCACCACCAACACUGGUGGAGAUGCUAGUGGGGGAAGUGGUGGAGCCAGUGGUGCGUUACCAUCAACCGGCCUUACAACUAGACGCCAUCAUGAAGCUGUUACUGUUGUUGUAUUUAAAACAAUGUUACCUGACGACUGAAUUAAAAUAAUUAACUAUUAAAUUACAUAUAAAAAUUAAAAGAAAAAAAACAAAUAAAAAUAUAUUAAAUAAAUUAAAUUAUACGUAAAAGAAUUUUACAACUUUAUUAUUACGAUUAGUUACUUUUUUAUUGUAUUAAAUGAAUACUUUAUAACUGAUUAAUUAUAUUAACGUAAUUUUAUAUUAAUUUUAUUAUUGUACUAAAAAUAUAUAUAUAUUGUGAGACAGACCAUAUAUAGUAUGAUAGAAAAUCACGAAAAAGCAAAACAAACUAAACUGAGAAUGCAACUUAUACCAUUUUAUAUUGUAGAGUUAAAUUGUAUAUUUGAGUUUUACAGUAAAUUAGGAAGAGCAAAAAACAAUCGUCUUUUCACCAUGUAGAUCUUCACAACAACAAAUCUUCUACUAUAUCAUUUUUAUUGCUAUUGUAAUUUUAUUAUGAUGAUCACUGAUAUCAUUUUUUUAUUUUAGUUUAAAGCCUAGUUUUAAGUCCACUCUUCUUAUUAUUAUUGCCUUCAUUUACGACUAUUAUUUUGUAAAUUAAAUUAAAAUGAUUAGAUGAACUAGGAAAUUUUGAGCAAAACCGAAAAGGAAAACCAUUUACAUUUAUGCAUACAUACAUGUUAUUAUAUGAUUAUUAAAACACACACACCAUGCAUAAAAAUAAAAAAAAUAUAAAUAGUUGAUUGAAUGAAAAUAAGCGUAAUAUUUGUUAAUAUUGGACAAAACAACAUUAGAAAAUAAAUAGAAAAAAAUUGAUUUGAUUUCA
Hermetia illucens (black soldier fly) is the source of this 6061-nucleotide messenger RNA. RefSeq names its product hormone receptor 4-like. The record is from RefSeq and is a predicted model, not a curated record. NCBI's taxonomy places the organism in Eukaryota, Metazoa, Arthropoda, Insecta, Diptera, Stratiomyidae. Gene Ontology annotation, biological process: regulation of DNA-templated transcription. Gene Ontology annotation, molecular function: zinc ion binding; sequence-specific DNA binding; DNA-binding transcription factor activity. The transcript has 7 exons.